UUGGUUCCUCCGCGGAUGUUGGGGCUGUAGGCGCCGAGCAGUCGGCUGGUUGCGGCUCGCAGGGAGGAGGACGCCGGCGCUCGCCUUCCCUCCGCUGCCUCCGCCGCCGCCAUGAUUCCAGUGUCGCUGGUGGUGGUGGUGGUGGGCGGCUGGACUGCCGUCUACCUGACCGACUUGGUACUGAAGUCAUCUGUGUAUUUCAAACAUUCCUAUGAAGACUGGCUGGAAAGCAACGGAUUGAGCAUCUCCCCUUUUCACAUAAGAUGGCAAACUGCUGUUUUCAAUCGUGCCUUUUACAGUUGGGGACGGCGGAAAGCGAGGAUGCUUUACCAGUGGUUCAAUUUUGGAAUGGUGUUCGGCGUCAUUGCCAUGUUUAGCUCAUUUUUUCUCCUGGGGAAAACACUGAUGCAGACUUUAGCACAAAUGAUGGCUGACUCUCCCACUUCUUCCUCUUCUGCCUCUUCCUCUUCCUCUUCUUCCUCCUCCUCCUCCUCCUCCUCUUCUUCUUCCUCCUCUUCUUCUUCAUUUCACAAUGAACAGGUGCUACAAGUGGUGGUUCCUGGCAUAAAUUUACCCGUCAACCAACUCACCUAUUUCUUCGCUGCAGUCCUCAUAAGUGGUGUUGUACAUGAAAUUGGACAUGGGAUAGCAGCUAUUAGGGAACAGGUUCGAUUUAAUGGCUUUGGGAUUUUUCUCUUCGUUAUUUAUCCUGGAGCAUUUGUUGAUCUUUUCACCACUCAUUUGCAACUUAUAUCACCAGUCCAGCAGCUGAGGAUAUUUUGUGCAGGUAUAUGGCAUAAUUUCGUCCUUGCACUCCUGGGUAUUUUAGCUCUUGUUAUGCUCCCUAUAAUUCUCCUGCCAUUUUACUACACUGGAGUCGGGGUGCUUAUCACUGAAGUUGCUGAGGACUCACCUGCCGUUGGACCCAGGGGUCUUUUUGUGGGAGACCUUGUCACCCAUCUUCAGGAUUGCCCUGUUACUAAUGUGCAAGAUUGGAAUGAAUGCCUCGAUACCAUCGCCUAUGAGCCCCAAAUUGGCUACUGUAUAAGUGCAUCAACUUUACAGCAGUUGAGCUUCCCAGUUAGAGCCUACAAGCGGCUAGAUGGCUCGACCGAAUGCUGUAACAACCACAGCCUCACAGAUGUGUGCUUUUCUUACAGGAAUAACUUUAAUAAGCGUUUGCAUACAUGUCUGCCUGCCCGGAAAGCAGUUGAAGCCACCCAAGUUUGUAGAACCAAUAAAGAUUGUAAAAAAGACUCAAGUUCAAGUUUCUGUAUAAUACCAUCUUUGGAAACUCAUACUCGCCUGAUAAAAGUGAAGCAUCCACCCCAAAUCGACAUGUUGUAUGUGGGACACCCACUGCACCUUCACUACACAGUGAGCAUCACCAGUUUUAUCCCACGUUUCAACUUUCUAAGCAUAGAUCUGCCUGUGGUUGUGGAAACAUUUGUCAAGUACCUGAUUUCCCUCUCAGGAGCUCUGGCUAUUGUUAAUGCAGUUCCCUGCUUUGCUUUGGAUGGACAGUGGAUUUUAAACUCUUUCCUGGAUGCCACUCUUACCUCAGUAAUUGGAGACAAUGAUGUCAAAGACCUGAUAGGAUUUUUCAUUUUGCUUGGUGGCAGCAUCCUGCUGGCUGCCAACGUGACCCUGGGACUCUGGAUGGUCACAGCACGAUAAUGUCCACACUCAUCUGGUAGAAUCUCUGAGUUACAAGACACAAUAUUGAAAACUUUACUUGAUAUGAGACUAUCAAGUGUUUCCUUAAAAUUACAUGUUAGCCAACAACUUUAAGUUCCUUCUAUAUCCAGAGUAUCCAAACUCUGGGAUGGGGGAGAAGCAAGAAAGGAAAGGCCUAGUUCCUGACGACAUUCUCAUUUUAAAGACUGAACUUAAAACCUCAGAUACUUGUGGAACAGUUUCCAACCAAGUGUAAAUUCAUGUUAAACCAUUUUGUGUUACUACACACCCUGUUGAAAUAGUAUAAAAGAGGAUAGAAUUGGGUGUGAUUAAUUGGGGAAAAUUUCUUUAGAAAAGUAUCACUAGUCCAGAUUUGAAGGAGACAACAGACUUUGACUAACUGGAAGGAUGACCAUUUUCUUAGCCUCUGUCUCUUGUCCUUUGUCUUGUUUGAAAAGUAUUUUAAAACUCUAUGGUAUAUUAUUUUUUACUCUGACAACUAAGUUUUGAUUAUAAUUAAAUUAAUAAAAUUGUAUAAAAGAAUCUGCUGACAUGAAAGGGAAAAUCUUUGUCAAAUGAUGCCAAAUAAAUGAACAAAGUAGGAGGUAGGGCCUUUAAUAUCAUGAGACAUGUUUUACCCCGCAAGAGUUGCCUCUGGGCAAUGUGCCCGGCGCCCUUACAAAAGCAGCGCUGGCCUCCGCCUUCAGUCGAGCUGCAGGAAGCGUCUCCCAAGUGCAGCAUGUGAGCAGAGGCAGUUAGGGUUGAACCUCAGAACUGAGCCAUUUCUUCCAACAGAUCACAAGACAGAUCACAGGACUUUCUGUGGUCCGCUUUACCAUUCUCUACAGAGCUGGGGCUGCGGAGGGCCCAACUCCUGGUUUUCUCUCCAAGAAGCAACUACUUUAAGCCUUGAGCCGGGCUCUGUCCUCACCAGUGGCUCCCAUGUUUCUCUGUGUUUCUCCCCCUCUUUCCCCUAAGCUACCUCUGUGGGCCCACAGAAGAAUCGGUAGUAUAGUAACAAUGGCUACAUAUGAGUGCCAGUGUGGAUUUGCCAGAACCAGGGAACUGACUCUUGAGCUUGAAAGGGCCCUGCUAGUUCCAGGACUUUUGAACUGGAGAUGCAGCCCUGGGAGACCUGAGCAGUCAACAGGCCAGUAUGAAGCGAACAGCCACAUGUCCAACUUCCAGCAGUUUCCAUCUGUGAAAUAGUCCAUGGGAUUCAACCUUCUCAGCUCACUGAGUUGUUCUUUAGGCACUCAAACUUUUUAAUGAUUUUUGGGAACUCUUUAGAUUACAAAUUCACCUACCUUCUUAGACAGAAAUUAUAUCUUCAAUCUAACUUUAACAUGUUAUCAAUGACUUGAGGUUAUCAGCUAUUAUCACAACUAAAAGCAUUACAAAUUACUGAUUUAUCCCAGGAAACAGCAUUUGUUCUCUUUUUAGACAGCCAGGAUCAAAGGGUAUUAACAUAGUAAUGCUCAGACCUAGUAGAGUUUGAGGAAUGCCAUGAAAUACAUCAUUAAUUAAAUUACAUACACUAAACAGCUUGCUAAUAAAAAUGUUGUGUAUGUACAGGACAGCUUUUUUUUAACUGAGAAAAAAGUUGAUAGAGGAAAUCCUACCCAUUUGCUUCUUUUACUUGGGGAAAAAAUAAAACACCUCAUUUUCCUGUAACUGUUAAACACCUUGGUUUGUUGUUCCAUAGGGUCUGGAUUUGGGGACCACUCUAAUAUGCUAUUGAGCACAUCAGUUCCAUUCCUGUAGAAAUGACCUCAUUGUGUAAAAAAGGAAAUGUUAUGUGUUGACUUUUCAGCUUGACUGUGGGCACUUCUAGAGCAAGGACUGUCUUACUCAUCUUUGCAUCCCCAGCACAGUGCAUGAGACAUCAUAAAUACUUAAUAAGUGUGGUUGAAUGGAUAAUUAGUGUUAUUUAUGGACUAGAAAAGCAUGUUUUUAUUUAAGUAAGUUGUAAAAAGUAUUAUUGAAUAUUUACUGUAAAUAUGUUAACAUAAAAAAUAAAUUUGAAGGUCUUUGUAUCCCCAGUAUAUCAUCAUCUUUAGGAAAAUCAUUUGUUUUGGUUUUUAUAAUUCGAAAAAUGAAUUAUUUUGGAGAUUUGCAGAAAGUGUUUUUUCUGUGUUGUCACUUUGUUCAACAGUAAAACUUUAUUCUCAGUGUUCCUACUCUGACUUGUUUACACUUCUGAAGGUUUUUUUUUUAUCACCUCUAAUCUGUAAAGAAUGUAUAUAUUCUUUUCAGCAUCUCGGUUUGAAAAAAUAUGGAAUUAAAUUUCGCCUUUGGAUGACCACUCAUCCAGGUCAUUAUUUGUUAUAACAGUAAAUUGUAAACAUGUGAUUCACAGGUAUGUGGCUCUCAGUUAUCACUUUGUCCUAUGGUAUUUAUUGGAUGUCCACAUGCUAAUGAAGUGCGGGUAUUUUUUUCUAGAAAUUUUUGUGCUGUAGUUCAUUCUUAAGCGUUAACUGGCAUUUGAUGUUUAGCAAUAAAAGAAUAAAUGUGUACCAUCAUUGUAUGUUUUAUCAUCUAUGUAUUGUCUUUGUUUAAAAAUUUAUAUUAUUUUCCAUAAAAUUGUUCCCCUUACAUACAGUAUGAUUUUAAUUGUUUUAAAUUCGAUUCUAAAAGCAGCCUCCAGUUUUGACUCGAGUGACUUCUGUAUAUGAAAGUUGUUGCAGGCCACAGAAAGGAGUCUUUAUAAAUGGGGUUCCUGUGCUCUUGCUACUCUUUUGGAAUAGUCUGUUUAUGGAUGAAGAAAAAGGACCAUCCUGUUGCCAUUCAUUAGUCUCUAACAGUAGUCUCAAUGUCAGUCUAUGCUUCUAGAAAUUUCUGAAAGAAAGUGUUUCGACUAUGACAUUUGGUUCUUCUUCACGUUUUGCCUUAGUGCUUCCUGUCUUGUCCACAGAGCCAUCCUCCCUCCCA
This is a messenger RNA of Talpa occidentalis (Iberian mole), 4608 nucleotides long. RefSeq names its product membrane bound transcription factor peptidase, site 2 (gene MBTPS2). Gene Ontology annotation, molecular function: metalloendopeptidase activity; protein binding. The transcript is spliced from 11 exons. NCBI's taxonomy places the organism in Eukaryota, Metazoa, Chordata, Mammalia, Eulipotyphla, Talpidae. The coding region runs from base 112 to 1677 and encodes 521 amino acids. Gene Ontology annotation, cellular component: cytoplasm; membrane. Gene Ontology annotation, biological process: membrane protein intracellular domain proteolysis; regulation of response to endoplasmic reticulum stress. The record is from RefSeq and is a predicted model, not a curated record.